This is a messenger RNA of Ixodes scapularis (black-legged tick), 1429 nucleotides long. It is a transcript of the gene Rpn8, whose product is annotated as 26S proteasome non-ATPase regulatory subunit 7. Gene Ontology annotation, molecular function: metallopeptidase activity; protein binding. The transcript is spliced from 7 exons. Lineage: Eukaryota; Metazoa; Arthropoda; Arachnida; Ixodida; Ixodidae. The coding region runs from base 124 to 1056 and encodes 310 amino acids. The record is from RefSeq and is a predicted model, not a curated record. Gene Ontology annotation, biological process: proteasome-mediated ubiquitin-dependent protein catabolic process. Gene Ontology annotation, cellular component: proteasome regulatory particle; proteasome complex.
ACGAUCAGUCCUGAUGCUUGAAGGAAUGCAGGUGGCGUCGAGAAAGUUUCCCUGCUCCUCUGGCUGAAAAGGCAAUUUGUGCUUGUCAGUAACUCCGUUCAACCGAAAUUAACGCUUAGGAACAUGACUGGAACAGAUCUGGCAGUUUCUAAGGUUGUCGUGCAUCCGCUGGUGCUACUUAGCGUUGUCGAUCAUUUCAAUCGCAUGGGAAAGAUCGGUCAUCAGGACAGAGUUGUCGGCAUCCUUCUCGGCUCAUGGAAAGAAAAAGGUGUCUUGGACGUAUCGAACAGCUUCGCUGUUCCUUUUGAUGAAGAUGAAAAAGACAAGAGUGUAUGGUUUUUGGACCAUGACUACCUCGAACACAUGUAUUCCAUGUUCAAGAAAGUGAAUGCACGGGAACGCAUUGUUGGCUGGUACCACACUGGGCCUAACCUUCAUCCAAGCGACAUCCCCAUCAACGAGCUUGUUCGAAGAUACUGUAGCACCUCUGUGCUUGUCAUUAUUGAUGCUCAGCUACUUUCUAUUGGCCUGCCAACAGAGGCUUACAUAGCCGUUGAGGAAGUGCACGAUGAUGGCACACCAACAACCAAAACCUUUGAACACGUCUCUAGUGAAAUUGGAGCUGAAGAAGCCGAAGAAGUUGGAGUAGAGCAUUUGCUGCGGGAUAUCAAGGACACUACUUUGGGCACACUCUCCCAGAGGAUAACCAACCAGCUCAUGGGACUGAAGGGGCUUCAGGGUCAGGUGCACCAUAUACGAGAGUACCUCGAGCAGGUAGUGGUGGGCAAGCUGCCAGUGAACCACACCAUCAUCUACCAGCUGCAGGACAUCUUCAACCUGCUUCCCGACGUUGGGCUCCAGGAGUUUGUCAAGUCGCUGUACAUCAAGACCAAUGACCAGAUGCUGGUGGUGUAUCUGGCGUCGCUGGUGCGCUCGGUAGUGGCAUUGCACAAUCUGAUCAACAACAAAAUCACCAACCGGGAUGCAGAGAAGAAAGAGUCCAGUUCAGCCAAGAAGGAGGAGCCCAAGGACAAGAAAAAAGAAGUGAAAGGAUGAGCGUGUGGUACCCGUGCUGCCAUCCUUUUCUAUGCUAACCUUAUAAAGGAAAGACGUUGCUACCUGUGCGACUCAUUGGCUGCAGCAAUUUGGGACGUUAGGGUGCAUCUGGCAGAUGACCCUGGGUUGGCGCUUUAAGGAAAUGUUUUGCCGAGUUCCUGUACUGGGCUAGCAGAGCGGGAUAGACCGAUGGCCGGCAUCCUUUCUUAAAAAAAGUUAGUAAAAGCAUUAUUAACUGUUUAGUUUUUGUUUGGCUUUGUUUCUUUGGUUUGAAAAUCUGCCUUUUUGUGGUAGGCACACUGAGUCUGGCAAACACUUGUUUUUCCUAAUUACAAAGGAAUGUUUUAAUAAAUAAAGUUGGCAAACCUAUGCA